Penicillium argentinense is the source of this 1143-nucleotide messenger RNA. RefSeq names its product Pre-mRNA-splicing factor ECM2 (gene slt11). NCBI's taxonomy places the organism in Eukaryota, Fungi, Ascomycota, Eurotiomycetes, Eurotiales, Aspergillaceae. The record is from RefSeq and is a predicted model, not a curated record. Gene Ontology annotation, molecular function: U6 snRNA binding; pre-mRNA binding. The coding region runs from base 1 to 1143 and encodes 380 amino acids. The transcript is spliced from 2 exons. Gene Ontology annotation, cellular component: U2-type catalytic step 1 spliceosome; Prp19 complex; U2-type catalytic step 2 spliceosome.
AUGCCGCCCCAGAUCAAAAAGGACCUCAACCGCUCCGGCUGGGAGUCGACCGACUUUCCCUCCGUCUGCGAAAACUGCCUGCCCGACAACCCCUACGUGCAGAUGCUGAAGGAGGAUUAUGGCGCCGAAUGCAAGAUCUGUACGCGUCCUUUCACGAUCUUCCGCUGGAAAGCCGACCGCACGUCUCGCCAGAAGCGCACCAUCAUCUGCCUCACGUGCGCCCGUCUCAAGAACUGCUGCCAGCACUGCAUGCUUGAUCUGUCCUUCGGUCUGCCUACCGUUGUCCGUGAUGCCGCACUCAAGAUGAUUGCCCCCGGCCCCGAGAGUUCGAUCAACCGCGAAUACUACGCCCAGAACAACGAGAAGGAGAUUGAGGAAGGCCGUGGCGCCAUCGAGGAAUACGAAAAGACCGACGAGAAGGCGCGCGAACUGUUGCGCCGUCUUGCCAACAGUCAGCCUUAUCACCGCAAGCAACGCAUUGAAGGCACCUCUGGUGAUGCCGACGACAAUGCCGGGGAGGGAUCCAGCGCGGCCGAGCCGGUAGGACACAGCCGAUACGGCAACGGACCAGGUCCGAUCCGCACUAGCGACAGUCGCGCGCGCGCUGGGCGUGGAGGACGGGGUGGUGCGCGGGGUGGUCGUCCAUUCCCCGGCACGGCACAGCUCCCGCCAUCUGCGCAGGACAUUAAACCCCCGGCAGACCAAAACAUCACGUCGCUGUUCGUGACAGGUGUAGAAGAUGACCUGCCAGAGCACGCCUUGCGCACCUUUUUCACAGAGUUUGGCCAGCUUCGCUCGUUGGUCUGCUCCCACCGUUCACACUGCGCCUUUAUCAACUACGUCAAUCGUGCCGACGCCGAGGCCGCCGCCGAGAAGUGCCAGGGCAAGGCGAUCAUCCGGGGCUGCCCGCUUCGGGUGCGCUGGGGUAAGCCCAAGUCUCUUGACAAUAUGGAUCGGGAGGAACGAGUCCGGAAUGCCCGCGAGGGACGACAGGCUGUUGGCCCCGCUUCGAAGCGUGCCGCUGGCAAGAAGGCUGUGACUGCGCCGGGCGCGCCGACCCAAGAGGCCGAAGCCCCGAGUUACGCUGUGGCACCUCCACCGGGCUCGGGCGACGUCCAGUACGCCAGUAUGCGAGGCGACUAA